Messenger RNA from Sinocyclocheilus rhinocerous, 792 nucleotides. RefSeq names its product E3 ubiquitin-protein ligase TRIM17-like. The record is from RefSeq and is a predicted model, not a curated record. Bases 1 to 792 code for a protein of 263 amino acids. NCBI's taxonomy places the organism in Eukaryota, Metazoa, Chordata, Actinopteri, Cypriniformes, Cyprinidae. Gene Ontology annotation, molecular function: zinc ion binding. The transcript is spliced from 6 exons.
AUGAUAUACCCUCAAAGGACCUGCAGGAAAACCAUAUAUCUGUGGAAGAUUCCUGUUCGUCUGUCAUGUAGUCAAAGUAUCUUUAAAGAGUGUCUUCAGCAGUUCUGGAAAACCCGCAAUACUCAGGAGUGUCCUGUCUGCAGGAGAAGAUCCUCAAGAAAUGAACCUCCGUGUAAUCUGGUGUUAAAAAACUCAUGCGAGUCAUUGACAGUAGAAAGUGCUUCAGGGUCUGAGGAGGUCUGCAGUCUCCACAAUGAGAAACUCAAACUCUUCUGCUUGGAUGAUGAACAGCCUGUGUGUGUUGUGUGCAGAGAUUCAGAAAAACAUGUCAGUCACAGAUUCCGCCCCAUUAAUGAAGUUGUUCCAUCUUACAAGGAAGGUCUCAAAACAGCAAUGAAGACCUUACAAGAGAAACUUGAAUACACAAAAGAAAUUAAAGUAGAAUGUGAUAAAAAAGUUCAUCAGAUCAAGUCUCAGUCUCAGCUCAGUGAGCGGCAGAUUAGGGAAGAAUUUAAUAAGCUUAAUCAUUUUCUGCAAAUUGAAGAAAAAGCUACAAUCACUGCACUUAGAAAGGAGGAAGAGCAGAUGAGUCAGAUGAUGAAGGAGAAGCUUGAGCACAUGAACAGACAGAUCUUAACUCAGGCUGAGCACACAGAGCGGCAGAUUAAAGAGGAGUUUAAGAAGAUUCAUCAGUUUCUGCGAGAUGAAGAAGAAGCUUCAAUCACUGAACUGAGGAAAGAGGAAGAGCAGAAGAGUCAGAAGAUGAAGGAGAAGCUUGAGGAGCUCUUGUGA